GACCAAAGUUUUGCCUUAAAAUGUUGGUUGUGCGUGGGAUCUUUGGAGAGUGAUUGUCUAUUGGGGAAAGAACGUGCUAUGGUCGUUCAAGAAUGCGGAGCUGCUUUAAGAAAUGUUACAACGGCUAAAAGCCCUUUAAACAUAAAACGAGAUUCUGAUGAUGAUGAUUCGGAGAUAAUUGUAACUUCAUGUGUAAGCUUUAUUAUAGAACAAUAUGGUUCGAAAAUGAUUGAAAGAAGUUGCUCGUUUUCUUAUGAAGGAGUCGAUGUUUGCGAUUAUAUCUCCGAAAUUGAAAAUGUUUUAAUGUGCGAUUCUUGUAAUGAAGAUAAAUGUAAUUUAAGAACAAAUAUACAAACUGUAAAUGUGAAAAUAAUCUCAGAUGAGUAAAGGUUAAAAAACGUG
This is a messenger RNA of Onthophagus taurus, 402 nucleotides long. The record is from RefSeq and is a predicted model, not a curated record. Lineage: Eukaryota; Metazoa; Arthropoda; Insecta; Coleoptera; Scarabaeidae.